Trypanosoma conorhini is the source of this 606-nucleotide messenger RNA. RefSeq lists its product as uncharacterized. The coding region runs from base 1 to 606 and encodes 201 amino acids. The transcript has a single exon. The record is from RefSeq and is a predicted model, not a curated record. Lineage: Eukaryota; Euglenozoa; Kinetoplastea; Trypanosomatida; Trypanosomatidae.
AUGGAGGGGAUUUGGAAAUCGCUGGUUGAUGCCCAUUUAGAGCUUUUGAACGCGACAGGGUGGGGCGCGCUGUUGGACGUGCUCAACGCUUCAUGGAGCGAGGGCGGAGGCGGCGUGCUGCGCCUCAUCUAUCAACCGGUCAGCGAGUUCGUGGCGGCGGUGAACUGGUCCGAGCCCUUCUUCGCCUAUCUCGCGCUGUUUCACCUGGCCGUCAUUGUCCUGGUGCUGAUGCUCACCUGGCGUGCGUCGGCGGAGCGCAUAUUUGUGGUGGAUGUUCUUGUGCUUCUACUCGGCUGGUGCUCGUCACACCUCAACGAAUUUGGCCGAUCGCAUGCUUCGGAGAUCUUUCUGGAAAAAGGGGUGAACUACUUUGACCGCGAGGGGCUGUUUAUUAGUGUCGUGUACUGGUGCCCGCUCUUCCUCCUCGCUCUGCUGCUGCAGGGACGUCUCCUCCUGCAGAUGUUGAAGUUGAUGAUUGCGACGAAGCGGAAACAGCUGCGGAAAGAAAUGAAGGAAAAGGCCGCCGCCGCCGCACGGGGAGGAGGAGCGACUACUCCUACUGCUGCUGCGGGAAGGAAAUCUGUUAAAGCCACGAAGAAGAACUGA